Molecule: messenger RNA, 975 nt
Organism: Dissoconium aciculare CBS 342.82
Lineage: Eukaryota; Fungi; Ascomycota; Dothideomycetes; Mycosphaerellales; Dissoconiaceae
Exons: 5
Coding region: 1-975 (324 amino acids)
Source: RefSeq, a predicted model, not a curated record
AUGGCCGUCAUCGAGAGCAUACCCGGCGUCGAGGUUCAUGUGAUCACUAACGAUCAACCUCUCAUUGAAUAUACCGACCCAGAUGACUCAAAAGAGUACAGCGAUCCUGAUGCUGAGGUCCCACCGUGCACCGUUGCUCGCUACAUCGAAGCCAAGAACAAUCAGGCCUUCGCCAUACGUUGUACGGUCACGAGAAGAAGUUUCAAGUCCGACGGUGUCAGCUUCAACGUCUACGUCAAUGGACAAUUUGUGGAAGAGAGAAUCGUCUCGAGGGACGAAUGCGGGCCGAAGAAAAAGACUGUAUUCAUUGAAGGUGCACCCACUGGUCCUCGCUCCUUUCGACCUUUUGUAUUUGCCGGUCUCAACAUCAAAACAGCCACAGAAAGCAACGCAGACAAUGACAUCGUCCUCGAUCCGAAUUCCCUAGGCCACGUACAGGUUGAAGUCAUUCAUGUAACCAUUGGUCCCUCAUUCACACCAGUCGAACAAGCGCCUCAACUCCAAGAUGGAGAUAUCACGAUAUCUGAAAAGGCCAUAAAAGGCAGCUCGGUAUCGUAUAGCGUGAAAUUCGCGCCUCAAGAGUCUCUGACUGGACCCAACUACUAUUUUCAAACAACCAACAUUGAUCCCGAGCAUAGGCCAGCUGCCAUUUUCAACUUUUACUGUCGCUCGCUCGAAUCUCUUAAAGCGUUGCUUAUUGUGCCGCGGACGCCUUCUCCGCCUCCUAUCGAAGCAAAAGAUCCUGACGAUCUCAGCCGCGAAGAGAUUGCAGAACUACAGCGCAGAAUAUUAUCGAAGGACACGGAGCUGAUAAAAGUCAAGAGAGAGCGCACCGAGGAAAACACACCACGAAAGAAGGCGCGCAUCACCCCAAGCUCGCAAGUACUUGAGCUUGAUGAUGAUGAAGGCGUGCGUGAAGUCGAGAAAAGCUCGCUUUUUAUCCAAGAGCCGGAGGUGAUCGUGAUCGAUGACUGA